AUGGAGUACUGUUCGCAAAGCCUACGGAAUAUUCUGCAAAUCAAACCGCGAGUAUUUGGCCGUCAAUUAGGAGAUUCCAUGAAUUCCUACGAGUACUUCAUAUCGUGUGAAAUAUUUCGGGAACUCCUACAGUGUGUCCAGUAUUCGCAUGAAUUGAGUCCACAGAUAAUUCACCGGGAUCUUAAACCGGAAAACAUCCUGAUCAGUUACGAUCCGAAACAUAAUCGAUUCGUUAAGUUAUGCGAUUUUGGCCUGGCUACUAUACACGACAAAGAUGCGAAUAGCUACACAGAAACCCAUUUAUUAUACCAAAAGGUACAUAAAUUGCAAAACCUAUUGCUGCUAAUGAUGUCGAGCCCGGUCAAACCAUAA
Oppiella nova is the source of this 372-nucleotide messenger RNA. The record is from the annotation of a GenBank genome assembly. NCBI's taxonomy places the organism in Eukaryota, Metazoa, Arthropoda, Arachnida, Sarcoptiformes, Oppiidae.